Ooceraea biroi (clonal raider ant) is the source of this 8246-nucleotide messenger RNA. RefSeq names its product Meis homeobox homothorax (gene hth). Gene Ontology annotation, biological process: regulation of DNA-templated transcription. Gene Ontology annotation, molecular function: DNA binding. The record is from RefSeq and is a predicted model, not a curated record. Lineage: Eukaryota; Metazoa; Arthropoda; Insecta; Hymenoptera; Formicidae.
UGGCGAACGACUGCGGACGGCGCAGGAUCUAAAACCGCGCUAGGCGCUGUUCUCCACGCUCGCUCGCUCCGCUCUUCUCUACCCGUGCGAUCUACACCCGGUUGCUUUUUCGUGGGGGAAACACUGAAACACGCAUAUCCCCGUAGCUGCCUACGACCGCGCGCUCGCCGCUACGUGUAACAUACAGUACCGGGGCUACCACCUUCUGUCCGCCGGAGUUACGAGUGCCACACGCAGUAGUAGUUACGGUCAGGGAGGAGGGUCGACCCGCCGUCGUCUCGCGGACAGCUCACGCUCGCACGGUCUCCUCUCUCUCAACUCGCGUCCGUACGUUAAGGUGAUAAGAUGUACCGUCGCGAAUAGUAAACGCGUCGUCGUCGUCGUCGUCGUAAUCGGUGUCGUGUCCACGCGGUUCCCGGUCGUAACCUCGCGCGCGCAAUAUCGCUGCCUUCGAAACGAGCGCGGCCCGGUGUUACAACCCGUGCGCAACGUUUAAAGGCGGCAACCUCGGAGAUCCGUAUAUCGCGGGACAGCGCAUUGUCGUGGCAACGUCGCUGCUGCUGCCGCUGCCGCCGCCGUUGCUGUUGCCGCCGCACUGUGCGCGUCUUCGCGGCUCUUCUCGCGUAAAUGCGGAACGCCCGCGAGACGCGAGCGAGUGGAUACCGGUUGACUGUGCCACGGCGGUAAGUAGUGUGUGUUGUGACGCCCGUCGUUUUCGUCGUCGUCGGGCGUCAUCGUGGCCUUCCUCUCGUCUCGUUCCCUGAAUAACGGUGCCGUUAACUGGAGGUGUAACGUGUUCUAUCAGUGACAUCGUCGGUGAUUGGUUAUGGUGGUGCGAAACAGUGCGUAGAAACAAAACGGAAAGAAGACGCUCCACUACAAAGGCGACGUGCGGUGGACUGUUAUAGGAUACUGUUGGCGGAAAAAUUCCAUUCUUCUCUUCGAACGCGACGUGCUCGCUCGGCAGCCUUGCGACUGCCUCAUGCACGAACGUGCUCUAGCUCCGUACCAUCGAUGCCUGCUCAGCGACAUCAAAGAGUAGCUCGACGUUGAUCACAGUGAUAUCGCGCCACGUUGCGACGCGCGAUCUCUUCCAUACCUUUCUUUGAAAAGGUAAGUUUCGUACGUCGUCCAAUCACGAGGGACCAGGCGUCGCACAUGCGACAGUACCACGUGCCCGGCGAGUACUCGCGUGGUAUGCGGGAUCGACGGCAGGUGCUGGUGCGUCAUUGAAGUGGUCCAAGCCGCGGCGACAAUGAAAGAAUUUAUACACCCGACCGUAGCAGUCGUAGCCGUCGCAUCGGUUCUACCCGAGCAAGCUCUAUCCGUCGCCGAGCUGUGCUGACGCACGUCCGUGAUCGUGCGACUUGAGCGUCGGCAGCUCCCGUCGUGAGCGACGCCGAUCUUACAAGGAUAAAGCUAAAAAUAGAACAAGAGGAACAAAAAUACCGGAACGUCGAAAGAAUUUUUUACCUGAAAUCGGAGCUGAAUAGGAGCAGCGGGCCGGCAGUGCAAGGUCGAAGUGCGAGUGUCAGUGCGCGCGAGUGCGCGAAACGACUCUCUGGAAAAACAGGAAGAAGAGAAAAGCGGAAGAAGAGGGUCCUCAGUUCACCGUCGGCCGUCGUAACGCGAGGCCGGGGAACCCGACCAAGUCUCGUCCUCGUCCAUUAUCGCGAAAGCGCGGCGCGUCCGAGUGUCUCGGCGCUUUGUUGCACUAGUGUCGGGGGAGUGUGGUGAAGUGUGAGGCUCGCUUGCUUACGUGUGGGAAAAUACAGCCGCUACGGUGGCUCAGCACGCAGAGUUCCCCGGCGCGGCCAGGGCGUUCAUGGCGCAGCCAAGGUACGAUGAUGGCGGGCUGCACGGGGGUUACCUCGAGGGCGGUGGUGGCGGUGGAGGCGCAGGGCUGUACGAUCCACACGCCCGCGGCGUCCCCGGUCUUCAUCACAGUCCACAUCUCGGGGGUAUGGGUCCGGCCCACCCCCAGUAUCCACCACCCCCGGCUCAGGCACCACAGCACGUUCUUGCGGCGGCAGCCGCGGCCGCAGCCUCUGCGGUGCCCGAUGUUCACAAGCGGGACAAGGAUGCCAUAUACGGACACCCCCUGUUCCCGCUCCUCGCACUCAUAUUUGAAAAAUGCGAAUUGGCGACGUGUACACCACGCGAGCCCGGCGUAGCGGGUGGCGACGUCUGUUCGUCAGAAAGCUUCAACGAGGACAUUGCCGUUUUUUCAAAACAGAUCAGACAAGAGAAGCCGUACUACAUCGCGGAUCCGGAGGUGGACUCGCUAAUGGUUCAGGCGAUCCAGGUCCUCCGGUUUCACCUCCUCGAGCUUGAAAAGGUACACGAGCUGUGCGACAACUUCUGCCACCGGUACAUCAGCUGCCUGAAGGGCAAGAUGCCGAUCGACCUCGUGAUCGACGAUCGGGAGAGCUCGAAGCCGCCAGAGUUGGGGAACGGCCUGGACGGCAGCGGACCUAGGAGCACCGCCGACAGCACCAGCCACACAGACGGGGCCAGCACGCCGGACGUCAGGCCACCUUCUUCAUCGCUUUCGUACCCCGGCGCGGGUGCUAAUGACGAUGCACGUAGUCCCGGAAGUGGUGGUACACCCGGACCCCUCAGCCAGCAAGCGCCAGCUAGCCUGGAUUCAUCGGACCCCGAUGCAAUGGGCAAAUGGUGUCCUCGUAGAGAAUGGAGUUCGCCACCUGACGCGCAGCGCGCGGCGAGCGACGCGCGUCGUGGCGUCCUGUAUUCCUCCGUCUUCCUCGGCAGUCCCGCAGGUGACGCGAGUAACGCGAGUAUCGGUAGUGGCGAGGGCACGGGCGAGGAAGACGACGAUUCGACGGGCAAGAAGAACCAAAAGAAGCGCGGUAUCUUUCCUAAGGUUGCGACGAACAUCCUUAGGGCGUGGCUCUUUCAACAUCUCACGCAUCCCUACCCCUCGGAAGACCAGAAAAAACAGUUGGCACAGGACACGGGGCUGACGAUCCUUCAAGUUAACAACUGGUUCAUCAACGCGAGACGUAGAAUCGUUCAACCGAUGAUCGACCAGAGUAAUCGAGCCGUGUUUCCACCAUUGUCUGCAGGACCGAGCGGGGCGUAUAGUCCUGAUGCGGCGAUGGGCUACAUGAUGGACGGACAGGCGGCCAGUAUGAUGCACCGGCCGCCGGGCGAUCCUACCUUCCACAAUCAGUACCAUUAUCCAGAAUAUUAUGGACAUCACUUAUAAAGGGGUGCUAAUGAGAUGGAACGGACAGUGAAACGACGGUUCGAGCGAAGCGUGACGGAUCUAUCCGUGCUCCAACUGGCGAGGACCAGAAACGGAGAAUAGUGAUGAUCCGUGGGGGACGAUCCAGGCUACCAUCGUAGCCCCGAUGAUUUCUUGCCGAACGUUGCAGUCCGUGAUACUCGGGUGCUCGGGGAUGCGCGGUGAAAGACACGUGGAAAAGAAUAGGACAAAGAGAUUCCCGACUCAAGGACGAAGAUCGAGGCGGCUGAAAUGCCGCGAGGGCCGACGAGCGGAAGAUCGUAGAACCGUCGAAGGAAGAAGGACGGUUACGAGACGCGGAACGAAACGGCUGCGGAACGCACGACGCGGCGACGCACGAAGGACAAAGGGCACGAGGUGGACGAAGCCGCGGCUUGGUCCGGCGAGUGACGCGCGGCCGCGAAGAAAUUCAUGUGAUUGUUCUUUGUACAAAUAUCGCGGUAAUAUUGUAGUGUGAUUGAAGAAUUUAAAUGUUAAAUUUUAAUACGGUCGCGAUCGAGAUAUAUUAAUGAGAUGUAAGUGAUAUAUAGGCAAUUUAGCGGGCAUGUACAUUAAAAAAGAAGGAAGCAACCCCGAUGCUCGCACGGAAGAGAAUACGUUCAAGUGCAUAGACCACGCAAGGAGUAUAAAAGAGAAUACGACGGAGCUACGAACGGAAAAAAAGAGGUUGGGAAUAUAUAUAUAUAUGUAUAUGCACACACAUACAUAUAUAUAUUAUAAAUAAAUAUAAAUAGCGUCAAAACGAGAACGAAAAGAGAAAGAAGAUUAUUAUUAGAAGGUAUGGAAGAUGUUUAAAGGUAUAUAAAAGAAGACGGACGCUAAGACAAGGUUUAGACCGAAUGACAUCGACGCGUGUGCCGGACUCGAGCGUCGACCAUUCACUUGCAUAUAUAUAGGAGACAUUAAAAUUUGUACAGUUAUUAAUUAUAAAUGAAUUUACUAAUUAAAGGAAGAAUAUAUUAUAUAUAUAUAUAUAAAUAUAUAUAUACAUAACGGAGUAAAACGUGUGGCCCCGGUUGUAAUAUAAAUCGAGCGUUGUAGUUGGACUGACAAUGAGACGUUUCAUCGUCUAUUGCCGACGCGCGUACUAAGCAAAAGAUUUCUGCGCAAAUCGAGAGAGAAAAGCGAGACGCGAGUGGCACGAGUGAGAGAAUACGCGAGUAUAAACGUGCUGAGGGAUUUCUAGAUAUAAAUAAAAAUGGAUAUAGAUACCUGCGAACCAGAGAGAGAAAGAGAGAGAAAGAGCGAGAGAGAGCGAGAGAGAGAGCGAGAGAGAAAGAGAGAGAGAGAGGAUUAAAGCUCUUCGUCGUGCACUCGAUGACGCAGCGAUAUCUCUCCGAGAGUCCCACCCUCUAAGAUCCCAACCCAAUCCAACCCCCCGCACCCACACAAGUGACAUACACGUACCAAGAUGCAAUACUUUGCGGAAAAACACACACACAUACACACACACACACAUUUACUCGCGACUCAUAGCAGUCGAUCGUGAAUUUAUACACAAAUCUUUGACUUUUUGUUUCGACCUUCCUCACUUUUUUUCCCUUUCAUUUUUCACGCGCUCGUUUUCGUCAUCGAUCCCAAUGCCUUCACUAUUUUCGUUACUUCAAGGAUUUGUUGUACGUUUUUGUUAAUAUUGCGAACGUCAUUGUUUUUUUGUUCGAUAACAUUAAUUUAAAAGGUGCACAAUCGAACGAAGCAAGAAAUAGAACGCAAUCAAUUUCCAAUUUGUACUUAUCUCUUCCAAUCGCUUGUCCCUCGUUCCCCCAUUACGGUAUUGGAGGAAUCUCUAUAUUUCUAUACGAAUCUUAUCGCGCGCGCGUCUCUGAUAUACGUAAAUUGAUGUUAGCGAGCAAACGAUGAUAAAGAGUAAGGAAGAGGGAGGAAGGAACACGCGAGUGAGGGGACAGAAGCGAGGAAGAGGAACGUUUCCGAAGAAGGGGAAUGAAUAUUCGAGAGAGACCUUUAUAACGCGAUACGCCAGACGGAGCCAUGAUUAUUAAGAGGGAAAAAUUUUAAUGAAAUUAAAACGUCGAUUACACGUGAGAGCGAAUUCACGACGAAUAAGGGUACGAAAUAAUAAAAACGCCCCUCGUUAACGUCACGCGCGUCACGCGAGGACGCGUGUCUCGUUGAUCUCCCGACGAUCGAGACACGACGGUUCGUUCGGAAGGAUGGAUCGUCGGCGUCAUCCUCUCUGAACGACGAGACGAGAGGACGACACGAGUAGAGGGAGAGGGAGCGAGAAGAAAAAGAGAAAGAGCGUAAGACAAAAAUUUUAUCGAUAUUUUCAAUACGCCCGCAUACACGCAAACAAAGAAAUCUUGUAUAAAAAUUUUAAUGUAACACACUGCUCCUGCCGAGAGCCGGCGGCGCGUCGGCGACGCGUCGGUGUUCCUCACGACAUAUCCCACUCGAGAUCUGUCCCGAGAACGAUCCUGACGCAGGAUACCGCGCGCAGGAGGCACGAAGAAAAAACGAUCUCGAGAGAUCGCUCGGGAGUCGAUCCCGAUCCCAACCGCGGCUGAAGAGGAACGCCGGCGUUUGCACGUGGUGCCUCGCGCGAUCGGCGUUCUAGUAUACUAAACUAAAAGAAAUAAAUAAAUAAAAGAUAACCCACGUAUACCGAAAGACUCAGGUGCGAGAAAAGUCAGUAUAGUUACGGUCCUGGUUAAAUCGGAAGAAUUACUCGAAUUCGUAAGCGACGUACGUCGCUGCGAACACACGCGUGCGUCGCUCCCGCGCGCGCGUGCGAUCGAUCGUGCGAUCUUCGACCGCCCCAUCCCCCGAGAAAGUAGGUAAAAAAGUGCGAUCGAGGGGGCCCCAUCGGCCGUACAGAUUCCGUCGGGUCCUUCGACGCGGCAGCUUUCACGUCGGGGAAAUUAAUCGCGAUCACCGCGACGGAUGAAAACGGUAUACGAUAAGGCGGACGGAAAUUGUAUACGUACGCGCGCGAGAGAUCGUGCCGUUGAGAUUAUACACGCGAGACCGUCGACGAGGAUAUCUCGGCGUGAUGAUGCCGAUGAAUUUUAUCACUCUGGCAAUCCUCGCAUGCGCGUGCUUUCAGGACGUGCACGCCCGCACGCGCGCGUGAUCUUCGACAAAAAUAGAAUUUUUAUCUAUAAUUAAAUAAUUAAAUAAUUAACGCGAGAACACGAGACAAUCACGAGAACCACACUUGAUCGACGAUGAACGAUUUCCUCUUGUCGUCGCGCGCGGCUUGACGGACGACGGCACGUUUUUACGAAUUGUAUUUGUUGAACGAUAUAUUGUUUAAUUUUGUUGAGGCCCGUCUUCGGCCGUGCACGACGACAUCUUAAGUUAUACGCGAUAUCGUUAUACAAGAGCGAUCAGUUUCCCCGACGAAAGGUGACGCUUCAAGAGAUCACAGCAAUAACGUUCUCAUACGACCGCGAUUGCGAGAUAAGCGAUUUAUCAAAGUCAAUUCGGUUAAGUUGCAGUUUGAUUAUGACGCGAGGACGCUCUCGCCGAUGUGAGGAAAUUCGAAGGCAGAAUGAUCUUUUAGAGACCGCGAACACGAAGAAGAUCGCACGAUCGGGAACGCGCGCGGAUGUCGGCAUGAAGACCGGAGCGACCGGACGUCGUAUUGGCUGUUCGUUUUAUAAAUGAGUUCACUCGAUUGAAUCAUCGCCUUAAAAAUGUAUACGAAGUAACAGUAAGGUCUAUCUAAGUAAUAAUCAUGUUAGAGGGUAAAUCGUAACAAAGAUUUUAUGAGCGGCGACACGAGCGAGACGAGGGCAGUAAGAGAGGAAGAGAGCAAAUGCGUUUAUGCGUACGUGCGGAUGUGUGUGUAUGCUGAGUGAGUGAGAUAAUGCAAGAGAGAGAGAGAGAGAGAGAGAGAGAAAGGGUGGAGAAAAAGGUAGAAUAGACGUGAAAGUUACGAUGAGCGAAAAACGUAGAAAAUGCGUGCGUGUGUGCGUGAACAAUAGCGAUCCAGAGAUGAAACAAUGUAUAAUUAUUGUGUAAUUACAAACCAUGGAUGAUGUAACGACUAUGACGUCGACGAUUGCGCCGCUGAUCAUAAUAAUGAUGAUGAGAACGACCAUUCGUCAUGACGUGAAGAUCACGGCAAUCAUUAUAACGAUCAUGAAAGCGAUGUCAGACGAUAACAGAAUUGUCAAGCUAAUACGAUGAUUGCGAUGUGUAUAGUAAGCUAAAAAUUUAUUAUAUCGGUAUGGAACCAGAUUUUUGCAACUGUUUGCGACCUACUGAUGACCUUACUAAGGAGACACCGGUGACACUGCAAAUAAAUUAAAAAAAUGAACGAAAUGAAUUGUGUUCUGCUUUGUAAAUCGUAUCGCUCUUCGAUAUUAACUUACGAUUGUGAUAGCGAGAGAGAAACGAAAGACGGGGAGUGAGAGGGACGAAUGAACGGGAGAAAGAAAGGCAAGAUGACCGAUGGGGACGCGUGCGAGUGAGAGAAUGAGAGGUAAAAUGUGAUUACGGUAUAGUUAUGUAUGACAGUCGAAAAUCCUUUCUACGUGCUUAUCGCGAGCGGAGGGGACGCGCCCGCUCGUUGCCCGGAUUGUACACUCUCGCGUAUACGAAAGAUAAGAUAUCGUGAAGAAGAACGUGAAGGUCCGCGAGGCGCUGGUCAAGAGUUAAAUAUGGAGGAUCGAAAAGCGGAAGACCGCGCGUUGGUGUAAAGUAUUAAGUAUUAUGGGACUACGUGCAUACAUAUAGCUGUACUAAAGGGCGCAAGCGUCUCGAGCCAUCACACACGUACACGUACACCCGCAUUACAGACACGCGUACAUACACGAGUACAAGGCAUACAGAGACAAAAGAAGUCACACUCGAUCUUUUGUGUACUUGAACUGAUCAGUUAUGUUUCAUUCAAACUCACGGAUCGAACGUGACGACGACGAAGGAAGGACGAUGUCAAAGCUGGUCUAUGUUAGAGAGUGUCCAUUGUAUAGUGUUUUUUGAAACGUGAGCAUUAAAUGCUACAUCUUGUGUA